CUCGGAAGGGAAAGUGUAGAUUUCCACGAACACAGGGCUUUCUGUCUUCACGGUCGGCCGCGGUUCGCCCUUCCUGGAGCUGCCUUUGUGCUUGGAGGUAGAUCGCCCUGCGAGCCAAUCAGUCACCUGACCCGUCCCGGGAGCAGCCUGUGGCUUCCGCCACAUUCCUAGAAUUCUUACUCGCGGCUCCGGAGGGUGGACAGCUGCGGGUUCUCUGAGCUGCGCCGAUGCUGACUAUCCGCCUCCUGCCCCGGCUAGAAGCUUUCGGCCAGUGACAGCAAGAGGGCCUUGGAGGAGUAGCACGCAGAGACUGCCAAAGGAGACCCCGAAGUCUAAAGGAUAACGGCCCUUCCUGGGAUAUGAAGUGUACCUACUGCAACAUGGUUUUCUCUCUCUAGCCCUGGAUAGCUGAACAUGGCCCUGGGUCCACAGAGAGCCAAAUGAUCCAACCCACAAUGCAUCAGCUUUUCAGACUGGUUUUGGGACAAAAGGAUCUCUCCAGAGCUGGGGACCUCUUCUCUUUAGAUGAUGCUGAGAUUGAAGACAGCCUGACGGAAGCUCUGGAGCAGAUUAAAGUCAUUAGCUCAUCUUUGGACUACCAAACUAAUAAUAAUGACCAGGCGGUGGUUGAAAUCUGUAUCACAAGGAUCACAACGGCCAUCAGAGAGACGGAAUCCAUUGAAAAGCAUGCCAGGGCCCUGGUGGGACUGUGGGAUUCCUGCUUGGAGCACAACCUGAGACCCGCGAGGAAAGACGAAGAUACUCCACAUGCAAAAAUUGCAUCUGAUAUCAUGAGCUGCAUCUUGCAGAAUUACAACCGGACCCCUGUGAUGGUCUUAGCUGUCCCCAUUGCGGUGAAAUUCCUCCACAGAGGCAGCAAGGAACUGUGCAGGAACAUGUCCAACUACCUGUCCCUUGCUGCCAUCGCCAAGGCAGAUCUCCUGGCUGAUCACACAGAGGGGAUAAUAAGGAGCAUUCUUCAAGGAAAUGCCAUGCUGUUGAGGGUGUUACCUGCUGUGUAUGAAAAGCAGCCUCAACCGAUCAACAGACACCUGGCAGAACUCCUGGCCUUGAUGUCUCAAUUGGAGCAGACAGAACAGUACCAUCUACUCCGGCUUUUGCAUGCAGCAGCAAAGAAGAGAGACGUGGAGGUGGUUCAGAAAUGCGUUCCUUUCCUCAUCAGGCAUUUGAAGGAUUCAACCCACAAUGACUUCAUCCUAAACAUCCUCAUAGAAAUAGCAGGCUAUGAACCACUGGCUUUGAGCAAUUUUCUUCCAAUGCUGAAGGAGAUUGGGGAGAGAUUUCCCUACCUCGCUGGACAAAUAGCAAGGAUCUUUGGCGCUGUUGGACAUGUGGAUGAAGAAAGGGCCAGGUGCUGCCUGGGCUACCUGGUGAGCCAGCUGGCUAACAUGGAGCACUCCUUUCACCAUAUUCUCCUGCUGGAAAUUAAGAGCAUCACUGACGUCUUCUCCUCCAUCCUGGGCCCUCACAGCAGGGACAUCUUCCGAAUGAGCAACAGCUUCACCAACAUCGCCAAGCUGCUCUCCCGACAACUGGAAAACAGCAAGGCUGGGAAUGGCAGCAGAAAAACCGACGCUGCAGUUGGCUUUCCUGAGAAAGUGGGAGAAGCCAAGACCACGGAGCCUGCAAGGGAAAACCAUGAAAAACUCCAAGUUAAAAUCCAAGCUUUUGAAGACAAAAUAAAUGCCGAGGGCAAUACCCCUGGUUCUGUCCGGAGAUACAGUUUAGGCCACGUCUCUAAGGAAGAACAAAGAAACAUUCGAUUUGGCAGGUCCAGGAGCUUGGCUUUGAAUACUGUGCUCACAAACAGCAUGAGAGCCGAAGAUGGGGAACCUGGAUUAAGGGCAGGAAUACAAGCCAGCAUCUCUCUUUCAGAGAUAGACCCACUUAGCCUCGGAACAAGCAAGUUGCCCCUUAAGCUAGAUACCCACAGAUCGCAGCUGAAAAGUUCCUCAGCUUCACGCCCAAGUAUUGUGCAUAUAGAACCAGAGAAUAUGCCUGAAACCGUUAGAGAAAAUGUCCAGGAAGACAUUCCGGAGACUGCCUCAAGUCCUGAGGAAUACCAAGAUAAACUCUACUUGCAUUUAAAGGAAAACCUCAGUAAAGUGAAGGCUUAUGCCAUGGAAAUCGUGAGAAAGGUCCCAGUCCCAGACCAGUGCGACAUUGAAGAUACCGUGAAAAGUUGUGUGGCGAAGCUGUUCUUUACCUGUUCCUUAAAGGGUCAGUACUGCCUGUACAGCAGGUCCAGCUUCACCCUCAUCAGUCAAGCCCCCCAGCCAUGGAUCCAGACCAUGUUUCUCUUCCAACAGAGCCUGCUUCCUGAGCCCCUGUCCAUUCAGAGUGGGUCUGUGCAGUUCCUCAAAGCCCUGUGGGAGAAGACACAGGCCAGAGGAACCCACAGCUUCGAAGACGCCAUGACAGAGUCCACAUUUCUGCAGCAAAAGGCAAGCAUCAUAUUCCUGAAGCACAGCUUGGCCUUGAGUCUGGCCUCAACCCAUGAAACAUGAGAGGAGUUCUAUGCUGCCCCAGUCCUAGGCCGUGUGUGAGUGUCUGUGUUUUCUCUCUUCUCCGACCAUGGUGACUAGAAACAAUUGCUGAUACCGGACUGACAGAAUGUGGAAACAGCCUGGAAUUCUGAGCUCCCACAUCGGGGACUGCAGCUCUGAGAAGGUAGCUGACCCCAUCACUUGUGCUGCAGGAGAAAGGACCAACAUUUUGUUCUAUCAAAAACUGAAAUUUCAUAUUGGUUAGAGUCACAUUCCUUAGCUUUCUUUCUCUACACACACACCUGGGUAGCAUGUCCUGGGGUUAAAGCUUGCCUUUGCAAUUCAUUGAGGCCUUUGUCUCUGUACCCCAGUUUCCUUGUGUUGCUCUCCCAAAUCCCCCACUGCUGCCUCUCUCCCUUCUUCCCUCCUCCUUCCUCUCUCCUCCUGUCCCCCCCCCUCUUAUUCUAUCCCUGUCCCUGUCACUCUCCCCCUAUACAACACAAUUCAAACCUGCCUUCAAUGAAUUGAGAAAAAUUGAGUGGAGACAAAAAGAUGAAUUUCAAGGACAAUCUCUUACAGUUUUAGAAUUUAAUCAGACCAAAAUGAUCAGAGGGCCUUCGCCAUAUUUUUGUAGAUUUUCAACGUGAAAUUCAAUGCAUUUAUCAUUUGCAAAUUCUUGCCAAUCUCACAGAAGAAUUGAAGUGUGACAUCUUUAUUUAAUCUUAUACUUCAAGGUUACAGAGCUACAAGAGAAAGUUAGUUUUAUUUGUAUAAUGCAUAUGUUCACUGGUUCAAGUGAAUAAAUAUCAGCUCUAGAUACUUAUAACAUUAAAAAUUUGGAUGAGAUCCAAACUUUGAUUAACCCCACAUUUUGUGUUAAAUGUUAUUGUCUGUUUCUUCGUUCUUCUAGACCAUGACCAUUACUGAAGAGAGAGCUUAUGAGGGCUUAAAGUUCCAGAGCAUUAGAGUCCCUGGCCAUCAUGGCGGAGAGCACAGCGUUGGGCAGACAGGCAGGCAUGGUGCUGGGGCAGUAGCAGAGAGCUUCCACUCUUACCCACAAGUAGGCA
Molecule: messenger RNA, 3574 nt
Organism: Myodes glareolus (Bank vole)
Lineage: Eukaryota; Metazoa; Chordata; Mammalia; Rodentia; Cricetidae
Source: RefSeq, a predicted model, not a curated record